GAGUGAAAAGAUACGAGCACAGCCUGCGAGAGAGACUGUACGGCGAACGUGGACAUGUACAUUCCCCGUACAGUGAGCGAGGCAAAUAUCCCCAUUUUGUGUGAUUGAUUAAAUGCUUAAAGGGAAGUACAAGGAAGGAGCGCCCCCCCCUUCGCCCGCCCCCCUCCUUGCUCAAGUGUGAGUCGAGGAGCUUGGCAGGUGUUCACUCGCGAGGGAGCUAGCUGGUCGCCUCACUCAGUCUGCGCCCUGAGCUUCAACAGGGUGCCGGCCGGCGGGGCCACGGAAAAGAAGACUCAACUUCGAGGAACGCAACCCCCGACAGCUUGACGGAACCCUGGAAGACGUUUGUCUAGCGGCGACAAGUCCGCGGACUACAGUGGAGGACCGGGUACACGUCCGGCUACGACGACGGCGGAGGGCACCAGCUUGACGCUUCAAGCAGUGGAAGAGCACGGAUUCCCGAAGCUAGUUCCUUCCCCCGCUGUAAAAACAACUUUUUCAACAAAGUCCUCUUCUUUAUUGCGUCUCCAAAAGGCCAACAACCUACAAACUGUGAAUCAAAGACCUCAAAGCUAGGUAUUUAAGCGGUCGAUUUUGGUUUUAUGCUGAACCUGUUGUGCCACCGAUGGUGCCCUCCCGCGCUGAUCCGAGUCAGGCGACCCCAUCUUCGGGGAGAGUGAACCGUCACGCUACCAACAGCUGCUCGCUAACGAGUUGGGAGUACAAACUACCCGGUUAGUGCUAUUCACGAAUCUCUACACUUUGAGCAUUUGAUUAAAAACCGAAAAAAAAAUUACGGAAUUUGAUCCCGGGAGAGAGGCUCCAUUCGGGAAAAAAAAUUGUCGUCUUUAUUAUCGCUGGUCACAACGGCGAAGUCAUCCGCGGGACAAAUUAACCAAGCGUUGGACGAAGUGGGAUUGGAGGUCAAUAGCUGACGCGAGGUGCACCGGCCGGGCGAUGGAACACGCGGACUCGGCACAGCACGUCCACAUCGCCGGGUGAUCCAGCCGUGAAGUCGCGCUGUCCUGGUAGGCUUCCGAGUCUCGACUCCCAGCUGACUUUUUGAACACCGACGCCGAGUGAAGUCACCAAGCCCAGAGCGGUACCAGAACCUCCGGACCUGGAAAUUUUCUUUUCCUUUACCUGGAGUGGACCGUGUUGCCCGAGGCUCCCGUAUGUUGGGAUCUUGUCCGUUCGGAGGCUACACGGAGGUCGUGCAAAGAUUCUCCCCGGGGAGUGUGAGGAUGAUGCUGAGAAGCAGGCGGUCGCCUCUCCUGCUCCUGCUGCUCCUUCUCGGCAGCAGCUGCCACAUGUUGCACGGCCAAGUUCUCAGUAUAACGUCAGAGCUGCUGUCUGAUCUCCUUUGGCCUCGCAACCCAGCAGGACGCCAAACAUUACAACAUCUUGCAGUGGAUGUGGCACCCUACCUGCGAGGGGUUGGCCUUGGGCAACAGGUGGUGCUGGAGGGAAACAGACUGGUGCUGACCUGCUUGGCGGGAGGCAGCUGGCCAUUGCAGUACCGCUGGUCUCUCAACGGCAGCAACAUCUCCGACUGGACGUCGCAGUACAGGUUGUUUGUACCGUCACUGCAGAGAACUGACGCCGGUCUGUAUCAAUGUGCAGUGAGGAACAGGAUGGGCGCCAUCAUACACGAGAGAACAGAGGUGCAAGUGGCCUUUAUGGGAAGGUUCUCUGGCAAUGAGCAGAGAACGACAGCGAUCCAGGGCCAGGCUGCCAUCCUCAGCCCGCCGCCUCUGGCAUCAUUCCCUCAACCAUUGGUCACUUGGUACAAAGACGGACACAAGAUUAUUCCCAAUGACCGAAUCGCCAUUGCCUUGGAUAAUCAGCUGGUCGUCCUGGCAACGACUGCCGCAGAUGCGGGACGGUACCACGUGGACGCCGUGAACGAGAUGACGGGCGAUAACGUGACGAGUCCUGCCAUCGACUUGAGCAUCUCGGAUUCGGACUCAGAAGUUGGUGCUCCCGUCAUUGUGAUGGGACCUAAAAACACAACAGUGAUUGCAGGCACCACGGCCACCUUGGAGUGCAUCGCUAAUGCCAGAGAUGUGGAGAACCUCCUGGUGGCGUGGAAACGCGACGGACACCGCUUGGCCACCGGGCGCCGGCUGGCCAUCCCCGCCGCGGCCUCUUCGGACGGCGGCGCGUAUGUCUGCGAAGCGCUGCUGGGCAACGGCACCGCCAAGGCCGCGGAGGCCGGGGCGUACCUCGCUGUGAUUGAGCCACCUUCUCUGUCCAAUCAGCCUGAGCGGAAGAUCUUUGGCCAGCUUGACAAAAAUGUGGACAUCCCCUGCAUGGCCACGGGCGUGCCCCCGCCCAAGAUGGAGUGGUACAAGGACGCCGUGCCUCUGUCCAAGCUGGCCAACCCUCGCUACAAGGUCACCAGUGCAGGGGGUCUGACGGUGCGCCGACUGCAGCCGGGAGACGGCGGCAUAUUCCAGUGCUUCGCCCGCAACGCCGGCGGAGAGGCGCAAGCCCACGCGCAGCUCCUCGUCUCCAAUGCGCCUCCCACCUUCACCGCGCGCCCAUCCGACAAAACCGUAACUGAAGGCAACGCCGCUUUGUUUCUUUGCCAGACGAGCGGCGCCCCAAAGCCUGCCGUCACUUGGAAGAAAGGAUCGCAGGUGUUAGCAAGCGGUUCCGUGCAGGUUCCCAGGUUCGCUCUCUUGCAGUCGGGAAGCCUGCAGGUCCACCCGGUCAGCUUCCAAGAUUCGGGAGACUACACCUGCAUCGCUUCCAACUCGGAGAGGACCAUCAACGCCACGGCAACGCUCACUGUCUGGAGUCGCACCGUCAUCUCUGUGCCCCCAUCCGACCUGCGUGUCAUCAAAGGCACCACGGCUUUUUUGGCCUGCAACGCUACCCAUGACCCCAGAGUCGAUGUCAGUUUCAAGUGGGAUCGAGGCGGCCUGCCCGUCCUGACCAUCGGCGGGGGGCGCGUCUCCGUGCGCCGGGGCUCCCUCACCAUCGCCCAGACGUGGUCGGGUGACAUCGGAGAUUACACCUGCACCGUCACCUCGAAGGCCGGCAACGAUUCCCGCUCGGCACGUCUGGAAGUCAUCGAGCUGCCGCACUCUCCCCGCUCCCUGGCGGCGCGCCUCAACGAUUCCGACUCGCGCUCGGUGCUGCUCUCCUGGCUGCGUCCGUUCGACGGCAAUUCUCCGCUCCUCUACUAUCUGCUGGAGCUCUCGGAGAACAACUCUCCGUGGAAGGUCUACCUGUCCGAGGUGGACCCCGCCGUGACCAAAAUGUCGGUGGGCGGACUCACGCCCGCCCGGACGUACCAGUUCCGACUUUGCGCUGUCAAUCAUGUGGGGCGGGGUCAGUACAGCGCAGAGACCCAGCGCUUGAUGCUGAGAGAGGAGGCACCGAGUGCCCCCCCCAAGAACAUCGUGGCCAGCGGGCGGACGAACCAGUCCAUCAUGGUCCAGUGGCAGCCUCCUCCAGAACCACAGCUCAACGGAGUCCUCCGAGGAUACAUGCUCAGGUACCGCCUAGCGGGGCUUCCAGGCGACUACCAGGAGAAGAACAUCAGCAGCCCGGAGACCAACUACUGUUUGCUGAAGGAGCUGAUCAUCUGGACACAGUACCAGAUCCAAGUGGCCGCCUACACUGGCGCCGGCCUGGGCGUCUACAGCAGUCCCGUAACCGAAUACACCCUGCAAGGAGUUCCCACAGCUCCGCCGCAGGAAGUGGAAGUGGUGGCCCUCAACUCCACCACCAUCCGCUUCACGUGGGACCCCCCGCCUCAGCAGUUCAUCAACGGCAUCAACCAGGGAUACAAGCUUCUGGUCUGGCCGGAGCAGGCUCCGGAGGACGUCACGGUGGUGACCAUCACCCCGGACUACCCCAGCUCACGCCACACGGGCCUGGUCGGCGGAUUGAGGAAGUUCACCUGGUACUUCGGCUCGAUCCUGUGUUUUACAACACCCGGAGACGGGCCACGCAGCCCGCCCGCCAUGCUGCAAACGCAUGAGGACACACCUGGACCCGUCCGUCAACUGAGCUUCACCAAAAUCUUGGACACGUCCGUGCAAGUCAGCUGGGCGGAGCCUGAAGAAAAGAAUGGCAUUAUUACGGGGUACGCGCUGUGGUGGGAGGUGUUCGGCGUGCAGUCCCGGCGUGAGGAGCGAACCCUGUCCAACUCCACGCUGCGCUACCAGCUCACGGGCCUGACCUCCACCACCACGUACAGGCUGAAGGUGGCUGCGCUCACCGCUGCCGGGCGCGGUGUGGUCACGUCCGCCAACAUCUCCACGGGUGUCCCUCCAGAACUUCCCGGCGCACCCUCCAACUUGGUCAUCUCCAACAUCAGCCCUCGGACCGUGACCGUGCGCUUCCGGCCCGGCGCCGACGGGAAGACCGCCAUUUCGCGAUGGAUCGUCGAAGGCCAGGUAGUAAAGAAGGAUGGCACCGAGGACGCGUGGAGGGUUGUUUACCAGCUGGAAAACCAGGCGGGCGCUAACAGCCUGGAGAUCCCCGACCUCACUCCCUUCACUCAGUACAGAUUUCGGCUGCAGCAGGUGAACAUCGUGGGGUCCAGUCCCCUGAGCGGCCCCUCCAGGCUGAUCCAAACCUUACAGGCGGCCCCUGACACCCACCCGUCCAACCUCACCGUGCUGUCUCCUACGCAGACGGGCCUCCGCUUCAGGUGGAAGCCUCUACCCCCGUCCGAGUACAACGGCAGCCCGGAGACGGUAGGCUACCGGCUUCGCGUGCGCAGGACGGACGGUCUGGCGGAGGAUCGGACCGUGGAGGUAGAGGGGGCUGCAGGCGAGGUCUCCGUAGAGGGCCUGGACCCGUGGACCCACUACCGGACUCGAAUACAGGCCUACAACUCCAUUGGACCUGGCCCGUGGAGCGACGCUGUCUCCGCACGCACGGCUGAAUCUGUCCCGUCAGGAUCUCCUGUCAAUGUGACUGCUGAUGCCGUGAGUUCGUCCAAAAUUCUGCUCAUGUGGUCUGCCGUCCCUCAGGCGAGGCGGAAUGGGGCCAUCCUUGGAUACAAGGUGUUGUACGCCGAGAAGGACUCGGAACGUCCCCCCAGCGUUCUUCUGGCGGAAGGCGAGAGGAACGCGUCGCUGCUUCUCGGCGCGCUGAGGAAGUACACGGUAUACGCGCUGCAGGUGUUGGCAUACACAAGGAUGGGUGAUGGACCCCCCAGCAGCGCCGUGCUACUGAGGACCAAAGAAGACGUCCCAGGACCGCCUGUCAGGGUGGUGUUUCCGGAGGUCCGCCUCUCGUCAGCCAAGCUAGUGUGGGAGCCUCCCACAAACCCCAACGGGAUCAUAUUAGGCUACCAGAUCGCCUACCGGCUGGAACGCAGGGACACUCAGCAGUGGACCACGGUGGAGGUGGGCUCCAACGGACGCCAGUUCACCGUCACGGGACUCACCCCAGAGCAGGCCUACGUGUUCCGGCUAGUGGCGCGCACCGCCGUGGGUUGGGGCCAGGAACACGUCGCCGUGGUGGUCACUACGGAGCGAAGAGAGCGUCCCCAGCCGCCGAGGAAGUUGUCAGUUCCUCAGGACGGCGUGGAAGCGCGCCGCCUUCGCCUUCACUGGGUGACGGGCGGCUCAGGCUCCUCCCCCGUGAGGUACUUGACCGUGCAGAUCAAAGAGCUGCCCGACGGCGAUUGGAUUACAAAUGCUGCGGACAUCCCGCACAACCUGACCACCUGGACCGUUGACAGAUUGAAGCCUUUCACCUCAUACAGGCUGCGGAUGGUGGCCACCAACGACAUAGGAAACAGCGUCCUCAGCAAGGAGACGGACGCGGUCACAACUUUACAAGAUGCUCCUGAUGAGCCUCCUGAGAUCAUCACAGUCAAACCUUCAACUACCACCUCCGUCCUGGUCCAGUGGAAGCGACCGAGCGACGAGCGCAUCAACGGCGUGCUGACGGGUUACCGGUUGUAUUACCGAGAGCUCCCGUCCAACUCGUCUUUCGCUGAUGAUCUGGUCCAGGGAGGCAAAGGCAUCACAGAUGCACACAUCACAACCAAGAGCACCUUCAAGACCGUCAGCAGCUCCUCUCUGACAGAGUUCGAGUUGACCCAGCUGAAGAAGUUCAAGCGCUACCAAAUAGUCAUGACGAGCUACAACAUCAUCGGCGAGAGUCCUCCCUCGGAACCCGUCGACGUGUCCGUCGGAGAGGCAGCGCCAUCCGUGGCUCCGCAGUCCAUCCGGGUGUCCGCCGCGUCUCCCUCCGGCCUGGAUGUGAGCUGGGACACGCCCCCCCUGGAGACCCAGAAUGGACUCAUCCAAGGAUACAAGGUGCACUACUGGCAGAAGGACAAACAGAACCAGACGGAGAAGGUGAAGGUGGUUUUCGUCCCGGACACCAACGUGCACCUGGGCAACCUGAGCAGCUACACGUCUUACCUGCUCACUCUCACCGCCUUCAACACGGCCGGAGACGGACCGCCCAGCGACCCUCGCGGGGCGCACACCCUGCAGUCGGCCCCCACCCAGCCCAGCCACCUCUCCUUCUCCGAAGUGACGGGAUGGAGCGCCAACGUCUCCUGGGGGGCUCCUUUAACUCCCAAUGGCCUGUUGGAGGGCUACCAGGUCAUCUACCGGCCCACCGCUCCGGUGCAAGGCGUCAGCAAAGUGGUGACGGUGGACGUGAAGGGCAGCUGGCAGCGCUGGCUGAAGGUUCGAGACCUGGUGAAAGGAGCCACGUACGCCUUCGCCGUCCGAGCCCUCACCGUCGGCUACGGCCCCCCCAUACGUGCGAAUCUCACUGCGGAGCCUGUGCAGGGCUCACCCGGGUCGCCCACGGAGAUCUCCAUCACCAAGGCGUCCUCCGCCCUCACCAUCCAUUGGACGCAGGGCGACAGCGGGGCGGCGCCCGUCAGCGGCUACGUGAUCGAGUCUCGUCCCUCAGACGAGGGCGUGUGGGACUCGUUCGUCCGACUGCUGUCCCCCGGCAGCCGGUCCGUGUCGGUCCCGCUGGAGCGCCUGCGACCCGGCAUCAGCUACGAGUUCCGGGUCAUCGCCGUCAACCGCUUUGGCUUCGGGCAGCCCAGCACGCCGUCCGCGGCGCUCGCAGCUUUGUCGGAGCGUCCGUUCUACGAGGAGUGGUGGUUCCUGCUGGUCGUGGCGCUGGUGGGCCUCAUCCUGGUGCUGAUCCUGGUCUUCACCCUGCUGCUGCACGGGCACAGCGGCAAGUACAAAGCCUGCGGCACGGGCAAACACACGUCGUCAGUGGAGGAGUCGGUCACCCUGGACAACGGCGGUUUCACCACCCUGGAGCUCAACAGCCGAGCGCUCAGCAACGCCAAGAACACCUUCCUGAAAAAGAACGGGACCAGGUCGCCUCCCAGACCGAGUCCGGGUGGUCUUCACUACUCGGACGAGGACAUCUGCAACAACUACAACGGAGCGGUUCUGACGGAGAGCACCACGCUGACUGAGAAACCCACCGAGGUCUCUGAGUCCGAGCUGACGGACAGCGACUACGAGGACGAGCAGCCCAAGCACUCCUUCGUCAACCACUACAUGAGCGACCCGACCUACUACAACUCGUGGAAGCGGCAGCCCAAAGGCCUCAAGCCGCUGGGCUCGCCGUUCAGCUACGAGGAGUGCGCCGCCGCCCCGGACCCGGAGCCGUACUACCAGACCGUGGUCACCCAGCACAGCGCGGGCGGCGUCUACACGCCCGCGGGGCAGCCGGCGCUCGCCCACGCCAACCCCAACACCAACCCGCCUGGCUCGCGCACGCCCGUGACUGGAUUCUCCUCCUUUGUGUGAGCCGGCACGUGCGCACGUUUGACACUAUGGAUGGGGAACUCGCGUCGGACUGGAAGGCGGAAGACUUGCAGGUGAAGGGGGGGGGGGGGGCUUGAACUUAGUGCCCAACCCCAAAAAAAGAAAUGAAGCAACAAACCAGUCCGCAAAGCUCUCCGGCUUUUUCAUUCUUGAGUGUCACUGUGCUCCUACAAAACACACACAUUAGCAUCCCUGUCCGAAUCGCCACUUCUACGCGGACGCUACAGAAACUCUUAAAUGAGAGAACUGAGCCGGUGGAAGAUGGAAAAAUCAGCACAAAAGAAGAAAAAAAAAAGAUUGUCUGUCGUCUGUAUUUACAUACACACGCACACGCUCCCGAAAUCCACACGCGCUCACCGUCUGACGGGACGAAAAAGCCACAGGAGCGAGAGGAGGGGAGGAGUUCCUGUGCACAAAUGCGGAGAAGACAGCUUUAAAACACAUUUUUUUUGGGGGGGGGGGGAGUGAUGUUCCAAAAUGUGUGUUUGUGUGUACUCUAGCACUUCUAAUCGAGUGCGAUUGUGCUUUCUGAGUAUAUGACAUGAAAACUAUUUUUUUUCCAUUUGAUUUUACCCCCACCCCCCGACAUGUGACGCUUCCCUUUUACGUUCGAGUGUGUAUGUUCGACGCAUGCGCUCAGAAAGCUUCUUCGUUCAUCGCCACCAGCGCCAUUUGUGUGUUUAUGUUUUUAAAAAAAAAAAAAAAAAAAAAGAAGAAUUUUGUACAUGUAAAGGCAACUUGGAAGCGGCCGAGCUUUGACCCCCCGUGCGGGCCGACGCACAAACGCGUGCACACUUUGUACUCCUCAUGCAUAAUUUAAAGUUUUCAGCCAGCAGCCUCCAGCACUCUGUCACACGUUUUAACACCCGUAUGGUGUGUGAAUAAAUGGU
Syngnathoides biaculeatus (alligator pipefish) is the source of this 8680-nucleotide messenger RNA. RefSeq names its product sidekick cell adhesion molecule 1b (gene sdk1b). Bases 1176 to 7772 code for a protein of 2198 amino acids. Gene Ontology annotation, molecular function: protein binding. The transcript is spliced from 47 exons. The record is from RefSeq and is a predicted model, not a curated record. Gene Ontology annotation, biological process: cell-cell adhesion. Lineage: Eukaryota; Metazoa; Chordata; Actinopteri; Syngnathiformes; Syngnathidae.